Ramularia collo-cygni is the source of this 1455-nucleotide messenger RNA. RefSeq lists its product as uncharacterized. NCBI's taxonomy places the organism in Eukaryota, Fungi, Ascomycota, Dothideomycetes, Mycosphaerellales, Mycosphaerellaceae. The record is from RefSeq and is a predicted model, not a curated record. Gene Ontology annotation, molecular function: metal ion binding; ubiquitin protein ligase activity. Gene Ontology annotation, biological process: ubiquitin-dependent protein catabolic process; protein polyubiquitination. Bases 1 to 1455 code for a protein of 484 amino acids. The transcript has 2 exons.
AUGUCCACUGUAGGCCCCUCACGAAAACGGCGGAGGGUUUCACCAGGCGACGACGUUCCGAUUGAAGGCACCCUCGAGUCGGAAACAAUGGCUUCUGCUGCCCAAACGGCUUCUCGCCAGGCGGCCGAGCCCAUUGAGAAGGAGGAGAACCACCACAAGAAGCCAUGUCACCACGAACAAGAACUGCUCAGCCUACACAACGACCUCAGCUCGAUGCGCCACCUUAUCACCUGCAAUAUCUGCCAGCGGUUCAUGUAUGAGCCGUACGCCUUGCCAUGCGGGCACACGUACUGCUACAGCUGUCUGGCCGAGUGGAUGGGGACAAACCAUAAGAAAACGUGUCCUGACUGCCGCACCUACACCAAACAAGAGCCCACUCCCGCAUUCAUAAUCAAGGAGAUGGUGCUCAUAUUUGUCAAUCGAACUCAAUUGCUGGCAGACGGCGAGACAUCUGAGGAGCACCAUCAAUUGGCUCGAGAAGAGGCUGAUAUCGUUGCAAAGGAUCGCGCAGACACGGAUGAGCGACAAGGAGGACUUUUCAAGGGCACAUUCUCGCGUGCGUCGGCACGGCCCGUCACUGCUGUCCACGAUACUAGUGACCACGUGGAUCGUUGCCCGAAUUGCCUCCACGAGGUGGAAGACGGCUGGUGUCUCACAUGCCACGUGCGUGUAAGAUCGUCUGACAGCGACUCGGACGAUACGGAUUCAUCUGACAUGAGUGGGGAGGAUCACAUCGGCCUGGACGUACAUCAUCACAUCACCAUAUCAGACAUAUCAUCCGACGACGGCUCGGAUUCUGAGGAUGCCGAAGAUCUCUCGGGCUUCGUUGAGAAUGACAUUCGAUGGGAGAGCGACGCAGACCAGCCGGACUAUUCCUUCGAGGCAGUGGACUUUGAAGACACACCUCAACCGCAAGGACAAGCUCCACUCCUGGUGUCCGACGAAUCCGAUUCCGAAUCCGAUUCGGACGACAUGCAGCCAAUACGUCGACGACGCCCCGUGACUAUUGACUCCGACUCAGAGGACGAUUCUGAUGAGGUCGAGGAUCCCCCUGUGCGGCCCAACGGUAUGCGGAGUCGUGGCGUCAACCGAACGGACGUCGAAACGUCGAGCAGCCGCAGAUCUGACAGCGAGGACACGACCCGGCAUGAUGCCAAUGCUGGCUUCUCACCGCUUCAGUACGAUAGCGACGAGAGCAACGACACGACACGGCCCGUCGCCAAUUAUCACGCAAGUAGCCGGAUCCACGUGGAGUCAAGCUCAGACGAGGAAUCUGACCAGGCUAGCGAAUCCAACGUUGAUGAGGAGAGCGAUCGCAGUACAAACGGCGAGUCAGCUAGCGAUGACGAUGAGGCUGGACAGACUGACGACAUGGAGAUGGGAAUGGGUGAGCCUGGAUCCGAGGAGGACAGCGACGGAUCUGAGCAGAGUACGGCUACUGGAUACUCCGAUUGA